AUUACAGUAGAUAAUUUAUACAUUGAGCGGCAAAUGAACCUUGAAUUGAAUCGUCUUUAUAUUAGUUUCCUCUAGCUCUCUCCUGAUAUAAGUCAUUUAAAUAGUUAGCUUGAAAGUAGUUUGUGUACGGAGCCGGUGAAAAAUAUAGGUGCAUUUGAUUUGCGAAAUGAAGAAAGUCGUAGUUUUUGGAUCAACCGGCAUGACUGGUCUUUGCGCUGUGGAAGCGGCUUUAAAAAAAGGUGUCAACGUACGAGCCUUCGUUCGCGAUCCAUCGAAGAUUCCAGAAGAAUUGAGAAGCAAGAUAGAAGUAUUUAAAGGCGACGUUCUUGAGCCAGACUCGGUUUAUCAGGCCGUUGACGGUACAGAUGGAGUCAUCAUCGCCCUCGGAACGCGAGGCAGCUUGGAGCCGACAUCAGACAUGUCCGAGGGCACGAAGAACAUAAUCGAAGCGAUGAGAGCGAAGCAUGUCAAAAAUGUAACAGCAUGUAUAUCAGCUUUCUUGUUCUAUGAGCCGGAGAAAGUUCCGCCACGUUUCGUUGAUAUCACGAAAGACCACAAGAGGAUGUUCGAGGAGCUGCAACAGAGCGGCCUCAACUGGGUUGCGGUCUUCGCGCCGCAUAUUUCUGAUGAUCCAAGCCGUGACGUCAUCGUUGAAAUCAACCCAGAGAAAUCACCCGGACGUUGUAUUUCGAAGCACGACCUCGGCAAGUUCCUCGUCGACGGGCUAACGGAUGAAAAAUAUUUCAAGACCAUCAUCGGGCUGUGUAACGCACCUGCGCAGUGAUUUCACGUGUAGACACGACUUUAUACUAGUGCUUUGGAACGUAAUUAUGUUGAAGUGGAAACUAUGUACGUGUAUGUAUCAUGAACUGUUUAAAAUCUUAAAAAAGUUAAUUAUUUUUAAAUUUAUUUUUCUUUUUUUAAAUAGUAAUUUGCUAACAUUGUUCUAAAUUGUAUUUUAUAUUCAAAACUUUGUAUGUUUUCUAAAUUUAAAUAUUAUAAUAAAAAUAUAAGCACGGAUUAAACUGUAAAAGAUAGUGGUGAGGUUGUUUUUUAACGAAAAAAAAUCUCGUCAAACGGGUAAUACAGGGCUGUCAGAAGUAUUUCAGCUAUAAAAUUAAACUAAUUUUAUAUUUAUUAUCAUAUAGAACACAUUAUUAAUUUAUUAUACAAUUUAAAUUAUAAAAAUGAUAAAGUAAAUGAAUUCCUAAAAGUAUUGUGGCAACCCUGUCGUAAUAUUAUGGUCAUAAACGAGUUUUACUUCGAUGUAUUUAAUCUUCAGAGGUUGUAAUUAAAUGAAGGUUGUAUAUUAAA
Nymphalis io (European peacock) is the source of this 1314-nucleotide messenger RNA. RefSeq names its product flavin reductase (NADPH). NCBI's taxonomy places the organism in Eukaryota, Metazoa, Arthropoda, Insecta, Lepidoptera, Nymphalidae. The record is from RefSeq and is a predicted model, not a curated record. The transcript is spliced from 4 exons. The coding region runs from base 167 to 784 and encodes 205 amino acids.